Molecule: messenger RNA, 769 nt
Organism: Poecile atricapillus (Black-capped chickadee)
Lineage: Eukaryota; Metazoa; Chordata; Aves; Passeriformes; Paridae
Product: palladin-like
Exons: 7
Coding region: 158-769 (203 amino acids)
Biological process (GO): homophilic cell-cell adhesion; axon guidance; dendrite self-avoidance
Cellular component (GO): axon; plasma membrane
Molecular function (GO): cell-cell adhesion mediator activity
Source: RefSeq, a predicted model, not a curated record
UCCACCAAUGACUCCCAGAAAGGGUGACAGUCAGCUAAAAGAUCUCAAAUUUGCAGUUACUCUACGUAACAUCUAAGAAGUGCUGUUCUUAGGGUAAAUCCAAAGGCUAAGUCUCCUUCAAGUCUCAGCAUCCUGUCAGGGCCAGAGGAAUGUCACAAUGCAGAGUCCCUCUCUGAGCCUGACUGGGUCUGCCUAUGGAACCACACCUGUGUUUACAAAGGGUCUACAAAACAUAAGAGCUACCAAGGGUCAGUUGGUGGUAUUUGAGUGUCGCAUUCACUCCACACCCACCCUGCAGGUUCACUGGUACAGGGAAUAUGAUCAGAUUGUGGAUUCUGCUGAUUUCCGAAUACUGCGGAAAAAGGCUUGUUCUUCAGCAGUUCCUGAGGAAGUCUGCACCCUGGUUAUUACAGAAGCUUUUCCAGAAGACUCUGGAAUAUUUAAAUGUGUUGCUGAAAAUGAAUUUGGGUCUGCAGCAUCCAGUGCACAUCUCUCUGUUUCCCCAGGAGCUAAAGAGCUGGAAACCUUUGGAGGUGCUGCCCCCAGGCCAGCUAUGCAGGUCACCUUGAAGAAGCCCACCCUCCCCAGGAACAGCCAGGCAGGAGCCAAGGACCGUGGGGCAGCUGCUCUGCCAUCCUACAGCCCAGAGAGCCCCGGGCUGGGCACCCGAGCAGCAGCCACAAGCUUUAGUCAGAAGAACUCCAAGAGCCAAGCUGAAGACUUCCAUGGAGUUUAUGAAAAUUCACCUCAGGCUUCACCUCUGCGGUAA